Molecule: messenger RNA, 2530 nt
Organism: Striga asiatica
Lineage: Eukaryota; Viridiplantae; Streptophyta; Magnoliopsida; Lamiales; Orobanchaceae
Source: the annotation of a GenBank genome assembly
UUAGGAAAAAAAAUAAUAAUAAUAAAAUGCUUCUCCCACAGCUUCAGAUCAAAUAGGCAAUAAAAACCCCUUCUGUACGUACCUUCACUCGCUUUUGUGCGGUGUCUUCGUUUUUCCUCUGUUUACAGUGAGAGAUAAAAUACCCGAAUCUAGCGGAAUGGGUCGUCUGGCUUCGGGUCGGGUCCCUGCCAUGGUUGUGUGCUUGCUCCUCUUAUUCUCGUCCGGACACUCUUUCUAUCUUCCUGGAGUUGCCCCGCGCGAUUUUCAAAGAGGGGAUGAACUUCAAGUCAAAGUCAACAAGUUAUCUUCUACCAAGACACAACUCCCGUAUGACUUCUAUUUCUUGAAAUACUGCAAGCCAAAAAAAAUCCAGAAUGUUGCUGAAAACCUGGGAGAGGUUCUUCGAGGUGACCGUAUAGAGAAUUCAGUUUAUGUUUUUCAUAUGAGGGAAGAGCAGUCUUGCAAAGUGGCGUGCAAAGUUCAUCUUGAUGACCAAGCUGCAAAGGACUUCAAGGAAAAAAUUGAUGAUGAAUACAGAGCUAAUAUGAUUUUAGAUAACCUUCCAGUGGCGGUGCUCAGGCAAAGGAGAGAUGGAAUCGUAUCAACAACUUAUGAGCAUGGCUUUCGUGUUGGGUUCAAGGGAAAUUACGAACGGAGCAAGGAGGAGAAAUAUUUUAUUCACAACCAUUUAAGCUUCAGAGUUAUGUAUCACAAAGAUCCCGAAACUGAUUCUGCCAGAAUAGUGGGGUUUGAAGUUUCUCCAGUCAGCAUACUCCAUGAUGAUAAGAACCCCAAUGUCCCUACCUGCAACCAGAACACCAAAAAUUUGGUUCAGGGGAGCACCGUUCCACAAGAAGUGGAUAAAGACAAAGAUAUUGAAAGUGAAAUUAAGUGGGCUUCACGGUGGGAUACCUACCUUUUAAUGAAUGACGAUCAAAUUCACUGGUUUUCAAUCAUAAACUCUUUGAUGAUCGUCCUCUUCCUUUCCGGUAUGGUUGCCAUGAUUAUGAUGAGAACCCUAUACAAAGAUAUCGCCAACUAUAACCAACUGGAAACCCAAGAUGAAGCUCAGGAAGAAACUGGAUGGAAACUUGUUCAUGGGGACAUUUUUCGAGCUCCAGUAAACUCCGGGCUUCUUUGCGUUUAUGUGGGGACUGGAGUUCAGAUCUUUGGAAUGACACUUGUCACGAUGAUAUUCGCUUUGCUGGGCUUUCUCUCUCCUUCCAAUCGUGGUGGGCUCAUGACAGCUAUGGUCUUGUUGUGGGUUUUCAUGGGUAUAUUCGCAGGCUACUCAUCGUCUCGUCUAUAUAAAAUGUUCAAGGGUAACGAAUGGAAAAGAAUCACCUUAAAAACAGCCUUUUUGUUCCCGGGUAUUCUUUUUUCCGUCUUCUUUGUGCUGAAUGCUCUCAUUUGGGGAGAAAAAUCAUCCGGAGCAGUUCCCUUUGGGACAAUGUUUGCCCUCGUUUGUUUAUGGUUUGGAAUAUCUGUGCCGUUGGUUUUUGUCGGUAGCUAUUUGGGUUUCAAAAAGCCGGCUAUUGAAGAUCCUGUCAAGACCAAUAAAAUCCCAAGGCAGAUUCCCGAGCAGGCUUGGUACAUGAAGCCGAUAUUUUCUAUAUUAAUUGGAGGCAUUCUUCCAUUUGGGGCUGUUUUUAUCGAAUUAUUUUUUAUUCUGACGUCCAUCUGGCUGAACCAAUUUUAUUACAUCUUUGGUUUCUUGUUUAUAGUCUUUGUGAUCCUGAUAGUCACAUCUGCAGAGAUUACGGUCGUUUUAUGCUAUUUCCAGUUGUGCAGUGAGGACUAUAACUGGUGGUGGAGAGCGUAUCUCACGGCUGGCUCGUCUGCUUUGUACCUUUUCCUUUACUCGGCUUUUUACUUCUUUACCAAGCUGGAGAUUACUAAGCUGGUGUCGGGUAUUCUGUACUUUGGGUACAUGCUUAUUGCAUCGUAUGCUUUCUUUGUCUUAACGGGGACAAUUGGGUUCUACGCAUGCUUCUGGUUCGUUCGGAAGAUUUAUUCCUCUGUGAAGAUUGAUUGAAAUGUGAAAUAAAUUGCGCGGGAUUUUGGAGAAAUUUGUAGGUUUAUCUUUGGGAUUUUGUACGGUUCGUAGGGAAGUAUGAAAAAUCAGGGUGCCUUUUUGCUUUGCGGGAUUGGGAUUAUUAAGAGCUGAACAGUUGUGUAAAUUUCUCACUGCCUGCUAAAAACAUCAAUUUUCUGUUCUGUUUUAUGUUAAAGGCCCCAACUUGUAUUAGAUGUUCUCACUUUGUUAUUGGGGGUUUGCGUAUACAAAUGUGAUCUUCCUUGAACUGGGAUUUUGAACAAUUUCGACAUAGAGCUAAUUGAAGAGGAACUAUUGGUAUCAGUCAAGUUUUUUUUUUUUUUUAUGUUUUUUAUUAGUUUGUGUUGAGCAGUUUAGUUUAUUUUAUAUUUUCACGAUAAUCGCUGCCAUCUCCUUAAAAGUAUUUUUUAAUUUAAAAUUGUUCUAUUAUAAUCGCUGCUAUCAAAUAUUAGAUUGUUAUUCCAUGAUUAUUGU